Molecule: messenger RNA, 459 nt
Organism: Funneliformis caledonium
Lineage: Eukaryota; Fungi; Glomeromycota; Glomeromycetes; Glomerales; Glomeraceae
Source: the annotation of a GenBank genome assembly
AUGGAUUAUGUGAGUGGUAAUAAAAAGAUUAAUGAAUUUUUACGGCAAAAUCAAUUAAAUUCGACUGGUCCUUAUGAAGUAUUAGAAUGGAUACCUUAUGAUAAAUUUAAGAAUAUCACAUAUCUUGCAGAAGGUGGUUUUGGUACUGUUCAUAAAGCACUUUGGGUUGACGGAUAUAUUCGUUAUUUUGAUGUUAAAGAUAAUAAAUGGCAAAGACAACAAAAUUCUGAAGUACCACCCUUAGUGAAAGAAUUGAUUGAACGUUGUUUAAAAGAAGAUCCAUCAAUACGUCCUACAGCUAAUGAAUUGAAUAAUACAUUUCUGAGAUGGUAUCGAUCAAGUAAUAAAAACGAUAAUGCCGAAUUUUUAAGCAAUGCAAAGAAGCAGAUGAGCACAAUAGUUUAUAUUUCAAAUCAAAAACAAAAGCUUCAGCACAUUUACUUACAAGUAAAAGUUUAG